AUGCGGCUGUUAGCUACUCGAGCUGCAUUUGCGGCAGCUUUCCUCGCGUCGCUUGCUAUUGCGCACGGCGACGAUGAAUCGACGGACAUGGGCAUGGACAUGGGAAUGAGCAUGGAUACGCAUGCGCCCCCCAGCACAGCUUCGCCGACACCGUUCGCCACGCCAACUCCCUACAGCGAAGGUCCCAUGAGCUACUUCUCCUAUGGCAAGCACUCCAGCACCAUCAUGGCGCACAUUGCGCUCAUGAUCCUGGGCUGGUGCUUUGUUCUUCCUGCAGCGGUCAUGUUCAGCAUUGCGCGCUCGCGACUUGCACUUCCGUCGCAAUUCUUGUUCCUCGUCUUUAAUGCCUUUGGUCUGCUCUUCGGAACCAUUUACAACAGCCAGACACCCGAUCUGUACGAGAACAAUGUUCACCACAAGAUUGGCUGGAUCGUGACGUGGGUCAUCAGCGUGCAGGUCAUCCUGGCCUUGAUUUUUGCGUAUGCCGGCCGUGGUAAUUCAAAGUCGCCGUCGACCUCCUUUGAGCGCGCCGCGUUCCUGCCCGUCGCGACGAACGAGCACGAGAGCCCCUACCCGACUGGUGCGAUGCAUGAGUACCGCUGGUCCCGCGACAGCGGCCAGGGAACCGAGCCCGGAUCGUCCAUCCACAGUCCUGGAUCACCCUCCUGCGAGUCGCAAGCCGAGUAUGAAGGUUUCGAGAAGCCUGAGGAGCUGUCCCCGAAGCCUUCCCUCCCGCGCGGCUGGUUCCACAGCUCCAUUGUCGAUCGAUUUCUUUCGAAACGCGUGCCGGGGAUGGUCUCGAGCCGUGUCCUGCGCAUUUUUAACAGCGCGUACGAUGUGAUUGAUCGGAUUAUUCUGCCGUUUGGCUUCAUCGCCAUUGUAUCUGGCGGGGUCACUUACGGUGGUAUUUUCCGGGGCCGUGACAUUUUCAACGGCCUGGCGCAUUUCAUCAAGGGUGGAAUCUUCUUCUGGUAUGGAAUUCUCACCCUCGGGCGCUUUAUCGGGGCCUGGGCGGACUUGGGUUGGGCUUGGAACAAGAAGCCCCCGGCGUCAAUCGUCGGCUGGAAGGCCAAAGUUCCUUCAGGCGAGUUCGUGGAGUCAUUCGUCAUCUGGUUGUAUGGUAUCACCAAUGUCUUCCUGGAGCACCUGUCAAACGCUGGCGAUGCAUGGUCUGCGACUGAUAUGGAGCACGCCUCCAUCUCCAUCAUGUUCUUUGGUGGUGGUUUGGUCGGCAUGCUUUUCGAAUCCCAGCGCAUUCGCGACGCGCUCAACAGCACUCUCCUCCGGUCCCCUCCUCAUGGCUCUCGCGACGAAAACUGGCAGCCUCCCGAGUCACAAGGUGUGCCCCUCAACCCGAUGCCGGCACUGAUCAUCCUGCUUCUGGGCAUGAUGAUGGGAUCGCACCACCAGGACAGCAUGACAUCGACCAUGGUGCACAAGCAGUGGGGCAACAUGCUGGUCGGCUUCGCGCUCGCUCGUGGAAUGACCUACGUCCUCCUCUUCCUGCGCCCGCCAACCUCUUACCUCCCCGCUCGGCCUCCCACGGAGAUCGUUUCUGGCUUCUGUCUCAUCGCCGGUGGACUCAUCUUCAUGCUGAGUACCCGCAACGUGAUCCAAGCCAUGGAGUUUUACAACCUGGAUGCCAUGUUCACCUUUACCGUCGGCAUGGGCUUCACAGCCUUCAUCAUGUCCCUGGUGAUCCUGAACAUCGCGCUCAAGGCGUGGGCGGUGAAGCGCGACCAGCGCCCGCAGUUGAACGGAAGUUUCCGCUUCCCAUGA
Messenger RNA from Penicillium cinerascens, 1779 nucleotides. Its product is annotated as Ytp1 family protein. NCBI's taxonomy places the organism in Eukaryota, Fungi, Ascomycota, Eurotiomycetes, Eurotiales, Aspergillaceae. The coding region runs from base 1 to 1779 and encodes 592 amino acids. The transcript has 3 exons. The record is from RefSeq and is a predicted model, not a curated record.